UUGGGGAGGGGAGAAAUUGUGUCAUGUGGUACGACAGAGGCUGCGUGCCCGUCAGUCCACUCUGGUGGAGCGGAUAGACACAUAAUUACAGAACGUAAAAACGACGUCGAGAGACGAGCUGAACUUGCCAUGUGUUAUAAUUUCCAUGGGGAUGACGUCACGCAGUCCUUGACGCUCGCGCUGAUGAGAUAACGGGACUGUGACACACUGCGCGUUUCGUAUGCACACUAAAAGCUACAAAGGAACAGGUCAUUGGUUUAUAGUGCGUUUUAAAGGGAUGUUCACAGUCCUUUCUCCUCAGUAAUUAAUUACGUAGUAGCCUGUGAGUUGCUGUUCUCCUCUUAUAUAUGUGUAUAUUACAUAAAAGGCAGAGAGCAUCGUAAGGACUACGUCGUCAUGUGAAAUGAUUGACCGAUGACGUUGUUUUACUGAAAUACUGUAACAGUGCAUGGUCACUCUCUCAACAAUAAUGUCUUCAGAUCGGAGUUACAGCUGCCUCAAAACCGAGGCGAUGACAAAAUCACACUGGCAACCCUGUGUUGGUGCACAGGCAAAGCUGUGACUCUAGCUUGCGAUCUCCUGACCUCUGUGACCUUUGAGUCGAGAUGGCGACCCACCGAAAGCAUCUGGUCCGAGAUUUCAACCGAUACAUCACCUGCUCAAUUUGCCGUGGGUACCUGAUAAAGCCCACCGCUGUCACAGAAUGCCUGCACACUUUUUGUAAGAGUUGUAUUGUUCAGCACUUCGAGGAGAGUAAUGAGUGUCCGGAAUGUGGGAUACAAGUCCAUGAAACCAACCCUUUAGAGAUGCUGAGGCUAGAUAAGACCCUGGAGGAGAUCAUCUUCAAGCUGGUGCCUGGACUAAGAGAGAAGGAGGAACAACAGGAAAGUGAGUUCUGGAGAAAAAAUAAGAUCAAAUCAAACGGAGAAGAUGGCCCUAGGGCUAAGAAAGCUCGCCUGAGUGAUGAAGAGGAUGAUGAUGGGAAAGGUGGAGACUACCACAGGAGUGAUCCUCAGAUCGCUAUUUGUCUGGACUGUCUACGAAACAAUGGCCAAUCAGGAGAAAGCAUAGUUAAGGGUUUAAUGAAGAAAUUCAUCCGUUGCUCUACCCGUGUCACGGUGGGAACCAUUAAGAAGUUCCUCUGUGUAAAAUUGAAGCUGCCAAGCUCUUAUGAGCUCGAUGUUUUGUGUAACGGAGAGAUCAUGGGCAAAGACCACACCCUGGAAUUCAUCUACCGCACUCGUUGGAGACUUCAGGGUGACAGCGCUUAUCCCAUGGUUCUCGAGUACCGUCCAAGGAUCGACUUUGGUUAAACAGCACUUACAGCUUUGCGGAAAUCUCAUGCAGACUGAUGUCAAGAGAUGAACAAAAAGCAGAAAAACUGAAUGAUUGUGCCUCCGUUGAAAGACAACAACACAAAGCCCCAUGACUGACAGGACUGCUCUCUUCUUCCUGUGCACUGCUUCAGCCUCUACUCCUCCAUUCCUCCCUCCUUCAUGUUCCUGUUUGACAGUUGUGGCUCCACCCACUGGCACUGUAUCAAGUUUGAUGAUUAUAUUCUUCCAAAGCUUUCUCUGCAUGUUGUCUCUAUGACGACGCCUCAGCGUAGAGCGGCCCAUUGGGAUUAUCUGAUAGCAAUCUAGCACAGACAGUAAGCAAAAACUGCACCCCGACCAGGUGACAGGAGUGAGGGGAAAUGGAGACAUUUUUAAGAUGAAGUCUCACUAAAUUUUAGGUCAUUUUAUUAGGCGUUUUUAUCCAAGAGUUUGCACUAAAGGCAAAUCCAAAUGCCUCGCUGUAUUGUGGCUGUUCUGUGUCACCUUUACAUUCUCUCUCUUUCCUUUUAGUUACUUUUCUCUCUUGCUCUCACCGCCCACAUUGUCCCUCAUAAAUUCAGUGACUGUUUUUCAUGUCAUCAUUCUCUCUCCCUUUCGUUCGCUCACACAAACUCACUCUCUCUUUCUCAGCCUCUUUCCAUCUUCCCUCACACUCUCUCAUUUUUCUCCAAUGGUGUUUUUGGCUCUGAUCUGAAGUAUUGAUGGAUCUCAUUCAGUUGGAAUUGAAUGAGAGCGCUGUAGAUGUCCCAAAAUAACAGCACUGAAAGGCACUCUGGGUAAGCGUUUUUCCUUCACAUCGAGCUAAGGCCAAAUCUUACAUUCGUCCAAACCAGAUCAUUAUCUUAAUAGAAUUGAUCUAACAAUAACUGAUGCCAGAUAGAUAUGCUUAAUGCAGUAAUUCACUGAGAAAUCUCAUCUUUAAAAAACAGUUGAAUGGGAAAUGACUGAAGUAUGCCAGCUGCAUCUCUCUAAGAGCAGCUUUGGCUCACAGGCUGUUAACUGUGAACAUUCUGUUGUUUCCUGUUUAAACAGAUACAUUUAAAUGAGAUAAAACAAUCCGAUUCACCUCAACAGAUUUAGUUUGAAUUUUGGUCCCACUUUAUGUUAGGUGGCCUUAACUACUAUGUAAUUACAUUUAAAUUAAUCAUUUGAUACAAUGCACUUAAUGUGUACAUUGUACUUAUUUUUAAAAAUACAUGCAUGCAAUUACAUCUGUAAUUAAUUUCUGAAAUUACAUCUAUAAUUACACUGUUGACCCAUUCCUUAGACCUUAACCCACCCUUAAACCUACCCAUACCAACAAACUUGUUCCUAACCUUUCCUGUAUCCCACCUCAAUAGCAGCAUAAGUGUUUUGCAAUACAAUAUGAACACAGAAAGUACAUUGUAUUUAUUUUUUGAUGUAAGUACAUAGUAGUUAUGGCCACCUAACAUAAAGUGGGACCUGAUUUUUAAAAGCAGCACACAGAAUGUUAAUAAUAUACAUUUUGCAGUGUAUUUUGAGUGCUGUGUGGGAAAACAAGUGUGCAAGGGACAUGCCAAUAAUACAUUUGGUUAACCUUACUUCCACAAAAUGUAAGAAAAGUCAAAAUCUGAUAUUUCUCAAUGUGCUUCUCUACUACGCAGCAUAUAUCAAGUCAUGAACAUGUUUGUGAGGAGAGAGCUAGAGAUUCAAUCAUCACGUUGUUUUAAAUAUUCUAGUUAAGUGUUAUUUUGGAGCAUUUGAUCAGAUAAGGUCAUAGGUUAACUUUUUAGUUUGUUUACAUGACUGUGUUAAUCUUUAAUAUAUGUGUAGUAGCCUAUGAUAGGAAUAUUCCAUUUAAACUCAAAAUGACAUGAAAUAAGUGAACACCAAACUGCAAAAAAGUUGCCAAACCGAUUUUAUGCACAUUCCCAGAAUACUUUGUGAGAACUAAUGGUUCAAAACAUGGAGCUUUGCCAAUCCAGAUCAUAUUCCUCAGAAAAUUUUAUGUCAUGGUACUCAAUUUAGAACAGGAUUACGUGAAUUAUUAUGUGAAACUUUGUUUUGGAUCAUCUCAGGGGAUGACAGCUGGUGAAAUGAGGGUUUGUUCAAUGUUCUCCACUUCAGAUUUGGAAUCAAGGAAUCAUAACAGUGGGUUUUAGAAAGUCACUUCAGUGCUGUAAGCUAAUACGGUUAAUCAAAAUAUGCAUAUAGAAUAAGAAUGAGACUGAAUUUCUUGGCAACACCAUUUUCAGUGGAUUGUACCCAUGCGUACCAAUAGUGGAAAUAUAUUUGUCCAAAUGUUUCUUAUGACAAGCUAAACCUUCAUUUUAUACCAACAUGAUCUGUUGUACUGAAUCUUAACAAUCAUCUGCACUCUGUCAGUACAGUGGAAUUCUUGAUGUUGUUGUUUAGGACAAAGGCCACUGGCUGCUCUCCAAAAUCCAAUUUCCUCCCCACUAAGAAAACAUGCAAAUCAAAUAUGAAGUGUCUUUGAGCUCUGAUUAUAAAUACAAUGUAUUUUUGUAUGUUGAAGCACUUAUGUAUAUUUGAACCUAUAAUCAAAAGAUUUUAUGUCAAUGCUUGUCUUUUUCCUAAUAGAUGAUGCUGCUUGGGGUAAUUUAUUCUUUUUUUUAUACGUCCCACCGCCUGCUAUAUAUGUGUUCCCCUUGUAAAUGUUCGCACUGUACAUGAAAAGCUUCCUAAUGCUGUUCAUGACCUAUUGUUAUUUAAUUAAUGAACAUUAAAAUAUGAAAAAUAGUGGAUUUUUUCCCCCUCAAAUUUCUUAAAUUUAGCUGAAAACAUUAUGAAGUAAUUUAUACUCCUAUUAAUGUAGCCUGAAGGACUAAAACCUUUUAAGUUGUUGAACACCAUUUCAAGCAUGUGAUGAUAUUAGUGCGAGUUUAAAUCUGACAAUGAAAACAAAGACAGGAAUGUGCCUUCUUUUAGACUGUUUCUAUGCACCGCUCCCUGCCCCUCUCUUUCUCACUCACUUUUUUCUCCCCCACUCAUGCACAAGGAAGUGGAAUGUGACAUGCAUUCCUCUGUUAGUCUGUGCAUCACUUGUUCAGCUGUCUGUUGGCCCUGCUGUUCAUCUUACAGAAGAGAAGGUCAAAAAUACUUCAUGUAGGGCAAAGACAAAACACACUUAACCACAAAUAUGUAAGUGUCUAUAAAAACAAAUAUGCCCAGCGACAUUUAUUAUAGUUACAAACUUCAGUCUUUAAAAUUUAGGAUUUUGGAAAAACCAUGUCAGCAAUAAAUUGUUUGGAUGUCACAUUGCAUGUGUUUGCAGAUUUUGUAAACUGUAAAAGGAAUCGGUUCCCCAAAAUACUUUAAAUGUGAAAUCUACAUAAUCAACAAUAAAUCCUAAUAUAAAUAUGUCCCAAACACUCACGUUCAUUACGCAUAUGUAAAUAAACAAAGAACGCCUG
Messenger RNA from Onychostoma macrolepis, 4732 nucleotides. It is a transcript of the gene pcgf5a, whose product is annotated as polycomb group ring finger 5a. The transcript has 9 exons. The record is from RefSeq and is a predicted model, not a curated record. Gene Ontology annotation, cellular component: PRC1 complex. The coding region runs from base 606 to 1313 and encodes 235 amino acids. Lineage: Eukaryota; Metazoa; Chordata; Actinopteri; Cypriniformes; Cyprinidae. Gene Ontology annotation, biological process: regulation of transcription by RNA polymerase II.